Diorhabda carinulata is the source of this 1076-nucleotide messenger RNA. RefSeq names its product MORN repeat-containing protein 5-like. The transcript has 4 exons. NCBI's taxonomy places the organism in Eukaryota, Metazoa, Arthropoda, Insecta, Coleoptera, Chrysomelidae. The record is from RefSeq and is a predicted model, not a curated record. The coding region runs from base 98 to 958 and encodes 286 amino acids.
UGAAAACGGUCAAAACAAUAUUUUUUCAUUAUUUUAGUUUGUUAUAAAUACAUUUCUUUAUAUUCUUUUAUUUUUUGUAUAUGUAAAAUUCAUUAUAAUGAAUGAUAAACAAAAAACGGAAAUGGUUCAAGACGGUAACGUAACUGUAUGCCAAGUAUCUUACAGUAAACCGUGUUUAAAAACAGAUCCUAAUAAAGAAGUAUCGAUUAGCGUUAUGGAGAGCUUUCAAUAUAUCCAUCAAAGGCUAGGCGUGGAUUGGGAAAACGAGAUAUCCAAAAAAAUCUUAGCAAAAUCAUUACCAAAAUAUAGAUCUGUAUCGUCUGCUAUAGGUUCGCUAGUGGAAAGACCUUUGCAAUAUCAUAUAACUGGUAGUACUUAUCAGGGAACACACGAUUUGUUGGGUUUUUCGGGAAUUGGCAUUUACAAAUUUCCCCAUGGUGUUAUUUAUGAAGGGGAAUUCCACGAUGGCGAGUUUCACGGUUCCGGGACGCUGAUAUACCCAAAUGGACAACAAGUAGAAGGCAAUUGGCGCAAAGGAAAGCUUAAAACUUGGUUUUACAAAUAUAAAGAUGGUUUGCAACAUACCCACCCUUGGAAUUAUCUCGCUCUGCCCGAUAGAGCGUAUAAGAUUGAAUUGAAAGAGGGUUUCAAAGCUCCAGGCGCGGAACAUCUAACUGGUAGAAAAUUUGACGAAAAAUAUCCUCCAGGUAGUUACGACGUCGGUGAGGAAGGGUAUUACGAUCAUGAUAUGAGAGUUAUAUUUUCGAAAGAUGGUAAGAUGCGAAGAAUUGUCGACGUGGACGAGAUCUGUUUUAUUCAAAAUAACUUUAGAAGAGAAAGUGACAGACCGGUAGGAUAUCAUCCGGAAUAUUAUGAAUAUUGGACGGCUGGAAGAAGAAACGACAUCAAAUAUAUAGAUCAAAUGUUUCAUUCGUCAAAAUUUGACCUUAAUAGUUAAUAUGCUGUUAUACUAAAUAAAUGUCUAACUGACUAAGUCCGACAAUUACUUAUUACAUUAUGAAUAAAUUACUUAAAAAUAUAAUUUUCGUGAAUAAACGGCAAAUGUAAUACAUAAA